Messenger RNA from Malaya genurostris, 898 nucleotides. RefSeq lists its product as uncharacterized. Gene Ontology annotation, cellular component: ESCRT I complex. The record is from RefSeq and is a predicted model, not a curated record. The transcript has 3 exons. Gene Ontology annotation, biological process: protein targeting to membrane; ubiquitin-dependent protein catabolic process via the multivesicular body sorting pathway; protein targeting to vacuole. NCBI's taxonomy places the organism in Eukaryota, Metazoa, Arthropoda, Insecta, Diptera, Culicidae. Bases 105 to 782 code for a protein of 225 amino acids.
UUCUUUUGAAAAAUGAUUCGUGUUAUCUUUUCAGUAAAUGAAUAAAGGACGAUUAUUUUGUGUUGUAAUUAUAGAAAAUAUUAUUGUGAAACGUUUGAAUUCAAAUGUACCAGCAAUAUUUGAAUCAAGCAGUUAGGACACUGCAAAAUUUAAGUUCAGAUGAGCUGAAGGAUUUGUUGAAUGAUGACGAUAAAUUGGACGAAACAGUAGCUCGAGCCAUCGAGACAUUAGAAUCCGAGAAGGAAGUAGUGCUCAGUGAAAAUCGCAGUUUAGCAGAAAGUAAUUUAGGUAAUGAACCUAAAAUGAUCGAAUUGCGCUCUCGGGUAAAUGAUCUUUCUGAACAGGGUCGAUUCUUGGCAAACUCGGUCAAAGAAAAAUCGGAGGAAUUGAAAACCAAAUCAAGUAGCACAAAUCCGGACACGGUAUUAGCUCUGUUACAAGCGGCAGCAGCCGAAAGCGAAGAGGAAUCGGAAAAAAUCGUCAAGAAAUUUCUCGUCAAUGACAUUACUACCGAUGUAUAUUUGGAACAGUUCAUGAGUUCUCGCAAAUCAAUGCACAAUCGGAAAUUAAAGGCCGAAAAAAUGAUGGAACUAGUUCGAAAUGGUUCAAAUCAGCAGUCGGCCAAUGUUGCACUCGGUUCGCCUUCGUUUGGGAUGGUUCCGUAUCCGCGUUCUAGUGGGUUCUACCCACCAUCAAAUCCACCCGCUGUAGGAACUGUUCCAUACCCAGUCGGACCGAUUGCGAUGCCAAUGCCUGGAAUGUUUCGGAUGCCAUACCCAUGAGAACGAUUUUACAAAGUUAGUUGAUAGAUUGACACAUUUUCCUGUUGUAUGCCGAAAGUUAUAAUUAUUUAGUAUGAUCGCUCGCCUUUUAUAUAAAUAUCCCCGUGUUGAUUAAA